GCCCUUUCUCCGCUUCCUGCUUUCGGUUGCUAGACUACCCGGGCCCUCACAGAAGGCGGUGGCGGGCGGGUGCAGCGAGUUUGUCCCCUUGCCCGCACACUGCUUGGCCUCUGUACUUAAGUGCGGUGGCCGCCUGCCUCGCUGGAGCUUCUCUGCCGCAGCCAUCCAUGCUGCUUGGGACGGGCCGGGGCGCGAAGGCGGUCGCAUCCAUCGCUCUGCCCUCCUGGGAAGUUUCUGCUCUCCUUCCCCGCUCCUACCCUUAGGAAACCCCCUCACCACCUGCCCCAGACCAGGUUCCUCUGAACCCUAAAUUCAAUCUUUAGGGCCCACUUUCCCAACCCCCUGACCUUUUUCCAUCGGCACCUACCGAGACGACUUCGUCGCGUGCUCCCAUACCCAUUUCUUUCACUUUCCUGUGGCGAGCAUCUCCCUUCUCAGGGAAAGGGAAGCAUGGGGCCAGCACCUUGGGAAGAAGAAGCGGGAAGAUACGCUGCCCUCCCUGUCUCAGAUGCACCUCUGGCCUCGGCGUGACCACCUUGUUUAGCUGAGGAGAAGCUGGGUUGGCAGGGUUUUCUGAAGUCAAGAGGGAGCUGGGGGGGCGCCCCGGGAGGUACUGGCAGUUUUUUCACUUGUCCUCUUCUGGCUUUGUAGCUUCUCUUGUGUAAUCAGCUGCCUAUUUGGAAAUUGGGCAGGGUUUGCGACUGGAUGCUAAUGUCACUGACUAGUUUUCAGCCUACCAUCCAGAAGUAACAUGUUCCCAGCUUUGGAAACGCACCUAAAGCAGACUAUUCCUGAUCCUUAUGAAGACUUUAUGUACCGUCACCUCCAAUAUUAUGGCUACUUUAAAGCUCAGAGAGGCAGUUUACCAAACUCUGCUACGCAUCAGCAUGUUCGGAAGAAUAACCCUCAAUACCUGUUGAAUGGCUCUCUUGGGGAAAAAGAUGAUUUGAUACCAGACACCCUGCAAAAGGAGAAGCUUCUAUAUUCACAUAUGCUGAGUUUACCACAUCUUAGGAGCAGACAGCUUCUUUAUGAUGAGUUGGAUGAAGUAAACCCACGUCUUCGAGAACCCCAAGAGCUCUUUUCCAUUUUGUCUACCAAGAGGCCACUGCAGGCUCCAAGAUGGCCAAUUGAAUGUGAGGUCAUCAAGGAAAACAUUCAUCAUAUUGAGUGGGCUCCACCUCAACCAGAAUAUUUCUAUCAGCCUAAAGGAAAUGAAAAGGUACCAGAGAUUGUAGGAGAGAAAAAAGGAACAGUUGUCUAUCAGUUAGAUUCAGUGCCUACAGAAGGUUCCUAUUUUACCAGUUCCAGAGUGGGAGGCAAACGAGGAAUUAUCAAGGAACUUGCUGUCACGUUGCAAGGACCAGAAGAUAAUACUCUACUGUUUGAAUCAAGGUUUGAGAGUGGGAAUCUGCAAAAAGCUGUCAGAGUAGACACCUAUGAGUAUGAACUCACCUUGCGAACUGACCUCUACACUAACAAACACACUCAGUGGUUUUAUUUUCGUGUUCAGAACACCAGAAGAGAUGCCACCUAUCGCUUCACCAUUGUCAACUUGCUAAAACCCAAGAGUCUUUAUACUGUAGGGAUGAAGCCACUCUUGUACUCCCAAUUGGAUGCCAACACCCGCAAUAUUGGCUGGAGGAGAGAAGGAAAUGAAAUCAAGUACUACAAGAACAACACGGAUGAUGGGCAGCAGCCCUUCUACUGUCUCACGUGGACCAUUCAGUUUCCAUAUGACCAGGACACUUGCUUCUUUGCACACUUCUACCCAUAUACAUACACUGAUUUGCAAUGCUACCUCCUGUCAGUGGCAAACAACCCUAUCCAGUCUCAGUUCUGCAAGCUCCAAACUUUAUGCAGGAGCCUAGCAGGAAAUACCGUUUACUUGCUCACCAUCACCAACCCAUCCCAGACCCCUCAAGAGGCAGCUGCAAAGAAAGCUGUGGUCUUGAGUGCCAGAGUUCACCCUGGAGAAAGUAAUGGCUCCUGGGUUAUGAAAGGCUUUUUGGACUUCAUCCUUAGCAACUCCCCAGAUGCCCAGCUCCUCAGAGAUAUUUUUGUCUUCAAGGUGCUUCCCAUGUUAAAUCCAGAUGGUGUGAUUGUGGGGAAUUAUCGGUGUUCCUUGGCCGGAAGGGAUUUGAACAGGCAUUAUAAAACCAUUCUGAAGGAGUCUUUCCCUUGUAUUUGGUACACCAGGAACAUGAUCAAAAGACUUCUUGAAGAAAGAGAGGUUCUGUUGUAUUGUGAUUUCCAUGGCCACAGUCGUAAGAAUAAUAUCUUCCUGUAUGGCUGUAAUAACAACAAUCGCAAAUACUGGCUUCAUGAACGAGUCUUUCCUUUAAUGUUAUGCAAAAAUGCACCAGAUAAGUUCUCUUUUCACAGUUGUAAUUUUAAGGUCCAAAAAUGCAAAGAAGGAACAGGACGAGUUGUUAUGUGGCGGAUGGGAAUCCUAAACAGCUACACCAUGGAGUCUACCUUUGGCGGGUCCACCCUGGGUAAUAAAAGAGACACCCACUUUACCAUCGAAGAUCUGAAGUCCUUAGGUUAUCAUGUCUGUGACACCCUUCUGGACUUUUGUGAUCCUGACCAAACGAAGUUCACUCAGUGUCUAGCAGAGCUUAAGGAGCUUUUACGACAGGAAAUCCACAAGAAAUUCCAUGAACUUGGACAAGAUGUAGAUUUAGAAGGAAGUUGGAGUGACAUCUCUUUGUCUGACAUUGAAUCCAGCACCAGUGGCUCUGACAGUUCUCUCUCAGAUGGUCUUCCUGUUCACCUAGCAAACAUAGCAGAUGAGCUGACUCAGAAAAAGAAGAUGUUUAAGAAGAAAAAAAAGAAGUCACUUCAGACUAGGAAACAGCGAAAUGAGCAGUAUCAGAAAAAAAAUUUGAUGCAGAAGUUAAAGUUAACAGAAGAUACCUCAGAAAAGGCAGGAUUUGCUUCUACUCUGCAAAAGCAGCCAACCUUUUUCAAAAACUCAGAGAAUUCCAGUUUUUUACCAAUGAAAAAUGAAAACCCGAGGUUAAAUGAGACAAAUUUAAAUAGAAGAGACAAAGACACCCCCCUGGACCCAUCAAUGGCCACCCUGAUUCUGCCUAAGAAUAAAGGGAGAAUGCAGAAUAAGAAGCCAGGCUUUACAGUAUCAUGCUCUCCAAAGAGAACCAUAAACUCCAGCCAAGAGCCAGUUCCAGGUAUGAAGCCAAACUGGCCUAGGAGCAGAUAUCCUGCCACAAAGAGAGGCUGUGCUGCCAUGGCGGCAUACCCAUCCUUGCACAUAUACACAUACCCGUAGGUGAGCCUGGGCUGUGCCACACAAGCACUUCAUCGGGGGUUUUGAGAUUAGACACAUUUUGUAAUGGGGGAGAUGUAUGACUGGGAACUGCAUUUACUUGUGGUAUACUGUGUUGUGCACUCAUGCACUGACCUUACACUUUGUACUUACACUGUGGGCAUGUGGUCAAGAUGCAUACCUCAUGAAUUCAACUAUUUUUUCAUAAAAUGAAAUUUUAUUAUGAUGUGUAAAAAUGCUUUAUCAGAAACUGAAGUGUGUUCUCAUGGCACACUUCAUGGCAGCACAGAUAUACCUCAUUUUAACCAAUAGAUAUUCUCUCUAAAAUUAUGUGCAAAUCAAUUUUUAAAAAUCAAACUCUAUGUUAAACACAUUUUGGCAGUGUGCUAUAAUAAAAAAAAAGUGUUGUGUCAAAGAUUUCUAGUGACGGUCAGUCCUACUGCUGUAUGUCAGGUUUGCUCACAAUGAGGUAUUCCCACAUAGAAAUAACAAUGCAUGUAUUACCCAGAAUUUAAUGUUGCGUAUCUUAUGUUCAAUGAGGUUUUGUAAUUUUUUUAGGCUGAUGAUUAAAAUUCUUUCUCUCUAA
Molecule: messenger RNA, 3875 nt
Organism: Pan troglodytes (chimpanzee)
Lineage: Eukaryota; Metazoa; Chordata; Mammalia; Primates; Hominidae
Gene: AGBL2
Product: AGBL carboxypeptidase 2
Exons: 16
Coding region: 752-3292 (846 amino acids)
Biological process (GO): proteolysis
Molecular function (GO): metallocarboxypeptidase activity; zinc ion binding
Source: RefSeq, a predicted model, not a curated record